CAAAAUGUAGAAGCCAAAUUGAAAGUAUUCAACACUAGCUCAUUGUCUUCACCCUUUGUCAUAUAUCCAUUCUCACCUAGGUCCACAAUUCAAUGGCACCCAUCUUGUGUACUCCAACAAGCCAGUUAUCUUCGGAAUCAAAUGCAGCACAGACCCUUCAUCUGCUUCAAAGAUGUUCAAAUAUGGAGGAACUAAGACAGAUCCAUGGCCAGAUGUUGAAAACAGGCCUUGUUCUUGAUGCAAUCCCAGCCAGCAAGCUCCUAGCUUUCUGUGCUUCACCGAAUUCCGGGAGUUUAGCCUACGCCCGGACAGUUUUUGACAGGAUAUUCAGACCCAAUACUUUCAUGUGGAAUACCAUGAUAAGAGGCUACUCAAACAGCAAAGAACCUGAAGAAGCCCUACUUCUUUACCAUCACAUGCUCUAUCAUUCUGUUCCACACAAUGCUUACACCUUCCCUUUCCUGCUGAAAGCCUGUUCCAGUAUGUCAGCCUCGGAAGAAACUCAACAAAUCCAUGCUCACAUCAUUAAAAUGGGCUUUGGCUCAGAGAUUUACACCACAAAUUCCCUGCUGAAUGUUUACUCCAAAUCUGGUGACAUUAAAUCUGCCCGUCUCCUUUUUGACCAGGUAGACCAACGAGACACUGUUUCUUGGAAUUCAAUGAUUGACGGGUACACAAAAUGUGGGGAGAUUGAAAUGGCCUAUGAAAUUUUUAACCAUAUGCCAGAAAGGAAUAUUAUCUCAUGGACAUCAAUGAUUUCCGGCUGUGUUGGGGCUGGCAAGCCCAAGGAAGCUUUGAAUCUAUUUCACAGAAUGCAGACUGCAGGUAUAAAACUUGACAAUGUAGCACUGGUAAGCACGCUUCAAGCAUGUGCGGAUCUUGGAGUGUUGGAUCAAGGCAAAUGGAUUCAUGCCUACAUUAAAAAGCAUGAAAUUGAAAUUGACCCAAUCCUGGGUUGUGUUCUCAUAGACAUGUAUGCUAAGUGUGGUGACUUGGAAGAAGCCAUAGAAGUUUUUAGAAAAAUGGAGGAAAGAGGUGUCUCUGUAUGGACAGCCAUGAUUUCUGGUUAUGCAAUUCAUGGACGUGGAAGAGAAGCUCUUGAAUGGUUUAUGAAAAUGCAGACUGCAGGAGUGGAACCAAACCAGAUGACUUUCACAGGGAUUUUGACUGCUUGUAGCCAUGCAGGACUAGUACAUGAGGCAAAAUUGUUGUUUGAGAGCAUGGAGAGAAUUCAUGGCUUCAAACCUUCGAUAGAGCAUUAUGGGUGUAUGGUUGACCUUCUAGGCCGAGCUGGGUUGUUGAAGGAAGCAGAAGAGUUAAUUGAGAAUAUGCCUGUAAAACCAAAUGCUGCCAUUUGGGGGGCACUGCUCAAUGCAUGUCAUAUUCAUGGAAAUCUUGAGCUAGGUAAACAGAUAGGGAAAAUUUUGGUUCAAGUGGAUCCUGGCCAUGGUGGCCGAUACAUUCACUUGGCAAGCAUUCAUGCAGCUGCAGGGGAAUGGAACCAAGCAGCUAGAGUGAGACGACAGAUGAAAGAGCAGGGAGUUUCAAAACUUCCAGGGAGCAGUGUGAUCAGUGUGAAUGGGACAGCUCAUGAAUUUUUAGCCGGGGAUGAAUCGCACCUGCAGAUCAAAGAGAUAGAUCACAUGUUGGAGCAGAUUGUGGAGAGACUAAGAGAAGAAGGAUAUAAACCUAAACUAGGGGAUUUGCUACUGGAUCUGGAGGACAAGGACAAAGAAACAGCAAUUCAUCAUCAUAGUGAGAAGCUUGCAGUCACAUUUGGGCUCAUCAGCACUAAACCAGGGAUGACAAUUCGGAUAGUUAAGAAUCUUCGAGUUUGUGAGGACUGUCACACAGUAAUAAAGCUCAUCUCUAAGGUCUAUGCAAGGGAAAUUCUCAUGCGGGAUAGAACACGGUUCCACCUUUUCAAAGACGGAAAUUGUACUUGUGGGGACUACUGGUGAGAGAGAGACCCAUUGCAUCAACCACUCAUUGUGGAAUACUUGAUUUAGGAUUGUUGUAUCAACCAAAGAUAUCGACUUGAAAUAACAUUAUUAACAUCAUUGACUAUAGGCUGGAAGGCUAGGAAAAACAGGGCUAUAAUUAAAAAUUUUUAAAAAGUAAAUG
Vitis riparia (riverbank grape) is the source of this 2124-nucleotide messenger RNA. RefSeq names its product pentatricopeptide repeat-containing protein At5g66520. Gene Ontology annotation, biological process: RNA modification. The coding region runs from base 93 to 1961 and encodes 622 amino acids. NCBI's taxonomy places the organism in Eukaryota, Viridiplantae, Streptophyta, Magnoliopsida, Vitales, Vitaceae. Gene Ontology annotation, molecular function: zinc ion binding; protein binding; RNA binding. The record is from RefSeq and is a predicted model, not a curated record. The transcript has a single exon.